GCCAAAUAUCCAAGAUGGCUGCGCACAUGAACAGAUGACCAAUGUCAAAAUAAUUUGACGUUUUUAUGAAAACAGAUACCAAAAUGCUGAAGCAGAUAGUGAAGAGUGUAUUUCUGUUAGCAUCUUCAGCAGUGGCUGUGCCAUAUACGGUGGCAUUCUUAUGCAAUGUCCUAUAUGGAUGGCCACAGUCUCGGGACAAGUACAAACGAGCAUUCCAUCCACGAAAAGUGUAUGCUCUAAACUAUGCUGUGUUGCAGAAACUGCUCAUCUUUAAGUAUGCCCCGUUGUACUUCAGAUGGAAAUUUUUCUACAGCAAUGCUGAUCGCUCCAUCCUUGCUAAGGAUUUGUCUUACGGACGCAAUGACCGGACAUUAGAUGUGUAUUCCCCGUUUCCCCACAACCCUGUUGAGCUGCGCCCAGUGGUGAUCUUCGUUUUCGGGGGGGCGUGGGGAUCGGGGGACAAGAGCAGGUAUGGAUUGCUGUGCAUGCAGAUUGCAUCCAAACUGGGGGUGAUUGUCUGCUGUCUCAACUACUCACUGUAUCCACAGGGCUAUGUGGAUGAUAUGGUGCAGGAUGUGGUGGACGGGAUCAACUGGGUGCAUGAGAACAUCCACACGUACGGAGGCAACAAGGAUCAAAUAAUGCUGAUUGGCCACUCAUCAGGGGCCCAUCUGUCGUCCAUGGCAAUUCUGGAAUUGUUGCACGACGAACGCAUACAGAUCCAGCCCUUCAAGGGGAGGCAACUCCAGUUUGACGACCAACACUACACAGGAUCCAACAACAACAGUAACGGGGAGGAACAGGAAGGUCAGGAGGGCAGCUCCGGGUCUUCCGAGUCCUUCGCCCUCCUCAGUGAUAAUGGGGACCAGCACACUAAUGACAUUAAUAACAGUGCAACGAGUACGUUCGAAGUCCUCAAUGGGCAGCAAGCAGGCAAAGAAUCCACUAUGGCCAGCAGUGAGAGCAGACCCUCUGACGACAGUAUGGACGUCAUGGCAAGUCCCACGGAGGAGGGGGCUGAGCAGGUGGGCGUGGCUGAGGGAGGAGGUGGGGAGGAGGAGGAAGAGGAGGAUAGUGGGGACGAUGACUCAGUUGUGACUGUUCGACCCAAGGAUAUUGAAAGACAUGCUACCCUGGUGGAUCUGUGCAAGUCGGUUAAAGCAUUUGUAGGUUUAGCUGGCGUCUACAACAUCGCCGACCACUACGUCCAUGAGUAUGGGCGGGGCGUCGAGGACAUCUCCAGCAUGGGGAGAGCCAUGUAUGGGGAGGAUCACUUUGAGAGGUUUUCCCCCACAGUCAUUAUUAAAAACCUGGGCAGGAGUAUCAGCCUACCAAAGAUGGUGCUUGUCCAUGGAACAGAAGACAAAGUGGUUCCAUUGUCAUCGACAACCAGAUUCAGUGAUGCACUAAGUGACAUUUUCUCGGACGUGACGGUGCGGGUGUUGCCAGGCUGCGACCACUUCGAUAUCAUGCUUGACCUCAUGAUGCCAGAGCGCCGGUUCUAUGACUCUGUAAUGGGGAUUCUCAUGGAAACAUGCAAGAAAGUGUUUUGAUGGCAACUUUGGAAUAGUUUAAUCUAAUCUGGCCAGUGCUUGAACAAGUCAUUGUUAUGUUUUAAUUAUAUUUGAGCUAAUCACACCAUGUUAACAGCACUGUUUUGGCUUGGUAGAAUUUCAUAUGUUUAGAUGAGUUGUUUUGUUAUUAAUCAGGCAAAACUGCUUUGAAAGUGAAUCUUGUUUACAGUGUGUGUAGGCUCUGUUUUCUUGUUGAUGGAAUCAGGUAAUAUAGAUAUAAAUUUUAUUAUAUGUUUAUUAUUGAGUAAUUUGCGGUUGAAAACUGAUUAUUUCGCACAUUUUGGUAUUUCAAGCCAAAUAAUACAAAUUUUGUCCUUAAAAUAUAUGUCAGUUCCCAACCAAUACCACAUCCAUCUGUUAUGUUGAAGCCAAGAAAAAUAUUGAUCAUUCGUUGUGAAUUGCAGCACUCUGCCAUUGAAUAGUCAAUAUUCCCCUCCGCUAGAUCUCCCGUGACUCUUAAUGUUACCAAAGAUGUGACACAGGACACGCUAUCCUUUCAAAAUGGCCUCCAUUCUGCAGCAGACGCAGGAAGACCCUGCUGGAGACAUUGCCCGCCAUCUGAACACAGCUUGUUCCCUGUUCUGUGUCCGUAAGCAGUAGUCAGGGGACGUAGACUUCGUAUAUCAUUCAUCACCACUCGCCCCUUUCCGUCACCUGCAAGAAGACUCGUCCCCCUAUCGAUGAAUGUUAUGUGCGAAAAUACGACAAACCAAUCAGAAUGCGCGUAUGAUUUCAAGUUCUACAUCAAAGAAUCCCUCAGAAAUAAUUUUUGAUUUUACAUAUGUCCUGCGUCUAAAAAUAUACCCAAGACACAGUUAAGUGUGUUCAAUCACACUGUAUAACUCCGCACGUCCCGAUGUGCUUUAAAUUGCAUCUGAAAUAUAUGUGAACCAUUACGCAACGAGUUGACAAUUGUUUUAGGUAUGCCCGUUUGCGCCAAGACGGAACCCGGUCGCACAAAAUGGCCAUGAGAGGGGCACGAGUCGCUAUUCGGCUUGUCCUGGAAUAACACGAGUUGGUCACGAAUGUUCAUAUAUGUCCAGUGUGUCUGUUGUCACGUGACCACUGUAUGGAGCGUACAACCCAGUAUUGAGGGUCUCAGUUCCAUGCUGCACGGAGGCAUCCCUCACUGGUAACAUAAUAUGGUAAGGCCACGUCAAUUGUCACCUUGUUUCACAGAUACAUCUUUCCUAAUUCUUGGUAAGGUAAACAACUCAUUAAUGAUUGAUGUGGUUUUUUCAAAUCAUGUACAUGUACUUGUGUUUUUUUCAUUUUACACAAGAGGUUCUUUAAAGAAAAGAAAAGAAUUAUUAAAAUUUAUUAUUUCAAAAUCAUAUCUUUAAUUCUUAUCAUAUUUACUUUCCAUGGAUCUUUUGUUGUUGGACAGGAUCAUGUUCAAGUCAUAUUUGGACUGUUAUUAUAGUCUGGAAACUUUGUAGAACACGAACAGAUAUCGAUCUGGCAUUAUAAAGUAUAAUAUUCAAAAGAAAUAAAAGUACACCCAAUUCUUUCAUAAAACUAGUGUAAUCUGACAUGACAGAUUAAUUAUAGUGUAAUGAAAGAAUCAUGACCUGAUAGAUUAAAUAUUGUGUUAUAAAAGAAUCAGAUGUUCUUUAACAUUUUUAAGUAGUAUAUUAGCACAUACAGGCAUAUAUGUAGUGUCAAUAUAUACUGUGAAUGAUCAUUAAACCUUUUUUUUCUUAUGAAAAACAUGGAAAGGCUAAUUUAUUGGUUUGGGUUUUCUUAUUGUCAAGAGUAGGUGUACAGUUUUGCAUUAUUUUGUUUGAUUUCCUUAUGUUUGGGAUGAAAGAGAAAAUGUCCAAAUGGAUCUUGGUUGAUGUUCUGGUAGCCUGUUGUACUUAAUGUCCGAGGAUAGACAAGAGGAAAGUGUAUAGAGUUCACAGGAAAAACACCCUGACUUCAUAUUGUCAUAGUAGAAACAAUUCUGAUGAUAAAAUUUAAUCAUUUUGUUUUUGCCCCAAAAUUUUUUGAAGUACUUGACCUGAUAACUUCAUUUUCUUGAUAAUACAUGUAGUAAGCUGACAAGACCGAAACUAGCUUAUUGUGUGCCAAUUAUUAGUUGUGUCUAAAGCAGAAAUAAAUCUUUUUUAUUUAUUUAUAUACCUUUGCCUGAAAUCCAAGAAUAUAUGUCUAUAUCUGGUUUGAACUUAAGCUUAGAAUAUUCUACUUUAUAAUCCGACCUGUGACGAGGACCCAGCAGUAAUGAAGACUGUAAUAAUGAAAGUUAAAUUAAAAUGUCCUGGUCUUUGCACGGAUGUUAAAAGUUGGGGGCCCUAAACUUAAAUACUACAGGAGCAAACCUCAAGGACUCAAUGACCGCCUUCAUUUUGAAAACUAAUACAGUAUUGUAUCACCACUUUCAUACUAAAAUAUAUAUGGCUUCCCAUCAAUUUUGAUCAUCAAAGCCCGAUGUCAGAUUUUUUUAACUGCACCUUUAAUACAUUGCAGAAAUAUAUGGGCAUUUUUAGCUAUAUUGUCUUGGUAUUGAUAAGUUGCGUGAAUAAUGAUGUAUUAGUCCAUCUUCCAGAGGCAAGGGAGUUAACUCACUAUAAGAGUCCAGUUUCCACCCUUGCUGAACUAGGCUGGCGUUAUGUUUUGGCUGGACUAACGAGUCUAUGCAUAGACCAAUCAAAAUCGCAUAACUAAAUUGUCAUCCGGUACGUAAAGUGCUGUGCAGAUUUCGGGUGAUUGCAGGAUUUGCACAGCAUAUGUAUCGCCAAUUUGGCAUCAACAGAUAUUUUCUAUUUUUUUCAUGAAUUAAUCAAGGUGCUCACAUGAUUUGAUGCACUUCGCAAAUUUUAUUUUAAAGCAAAUGCAAGUGAUAUGAGAGGUGUAAUCUGAUUGGUCAAUAGGACAGACAUAGAAGGGACAUAACUCAUAAUAGCCACUGUUAAUUGGCGCUACAAUCAAGUCCAUAAAUUCCAACCUAGUUCGGCAAGGGUGGAAACUGGACUUUCAUGGUCAGUUAACUCCCUUGCCUUAGGAAGAUGGUAUUAAUCAGGCUAAUCUCCAUAGUAUGGCAGUGUUUAGUAUUAAGCAUUAAGUCAAUGGGUCCUUGUCAUAGCUGUGAUGUUGAAGACUGACGGUGUCCCUAGAUUCAAAUACCGGUACUACAGGACCAAACCCCUAUGAACCCUUAAUUGUGAACACAGUGUGCUAUUUUCAGCAAGAUGGAGUGCUAUGGUGUUUCAUUGUAUAGAUGUUAUGUUUUCGCUGAAGCAAUUUCAUUAUAAUCAGAUCUAUUACUCCCAAUACAUUUUUACCCUUGAGGGAAGAUGUGAGGACCCCUCCACAGGAGGUUGUGUCAGGUGAACCCAUUGUAAAUGAAGGUCAGGUUGAGUGGGUUUUGGAGCUAAUCACAUGUCAGCUUUCUUAAAUCAUUUGGCUUCAUUCCUUUCCCUCUUUAGAAUUUAGAAUAUUUCCCUUCAAAGGUACUCCCUUCUGGGUGUAGAUGCAACGUGCUCAGAAACGACAGUAUAAAAUAACUACAAUAUGAUUGCCUUAUUCAUGUACAUUCGGAACUUAUCCUUUCAGUUUGUUUAUGAGUCAGAUUGAUACAGAAAUCAGAUAUGCUAGUCUACAUGCUUCACUCGUACUGAGAAUUUAGAAGCCUUGAAGCUGAUUGGCUGCAUAGGAAAUCCACUGGCAUGACCUCUCAUGUAAAUUAUUGGAUUUCAAUGAGAUUGUUGCUUCAGCUCAUUUAUAUAUGUCGUGGGUUCUGUAUGUGAUCAUUUAGGAGUCGUAUGUUGCCAUGAAUCCGUGCAAUGUUACAUUGAAUUACAUACCUGAAAAGGUCUAUUGUUUUCAUAUCAAGUUUCCUGCAAUUGCCUCAGAAACUUUAGAUUUUCAGUUUUAUUGUUUUACAGUUUGAUAUAAGGUAUUUAGUUUUAGUUGCUUUCUUUGUGGAUCUGUCGAUCCAAAUUUCACAAAUGUUUUAUUUCUGUUAAAUAUUUCAGUAUCCUGGUAAAUAGUUCAGUAGUGGAUAAUAUUCAAAGUAGUUGAUAAUGGAAAUGAAAACAUUUCACUUUUGAAGAAAACUAUUUCACUGGUUAUUUUUACUAAUUAAUCUUUGUCUUGAAUGUUUUUCUGCAAAUGCGAAGAUUAUGAGUCAUCUCUUUGAAGAAAACGCAGAUGAUGAUGAUGAUGAUGAUGAUGAUGAUGAUGAUGAUGAUGAACACAGUAUUGUAGGUGUUUGCUGUGGAGUGUGCAAGUGAGUAGCGUUCUGCAUGUUCGGAGUGAUUGUUGUGAAUAUUUGUUACAUAUGGCCUCGACUCAGGUUUGUGGGUUCCUGGAUGCUGUCAAGUGUCCUUGGUAUUAUGUUUGUCUUUUUACUUGUACUAUUCUGCUUGGGAUGUACGCUGAUUGUUGUGUUUUGUCAUUCAGUUUAUACACAAGGUGUUUUAAUAAGUGAUUAUGCAGCUAAUGUCAAUGCAAAUCAUUGUAGAUUUUUUCAUUGAUCAUGAAAUCACAUAUAUGCAUUUUCUAAACCGAUAUUUUGAUGGUCGAAAUUGAGAUUUGAGAUGACAUUUAAUUUGCUUUAAGAAAUGAAUGGGGUUUGACUUGAAACUCGGCAAUGUUACACCUAUUUCAUAUAUAUAUAAUAUAGUCCUCACAAACAAGGGGUGGACAGUGUGAGCAACCAACAGUACAUGCUGAAAUGCAGUCAAUGUGAUCCCAAAUCCAGAUACUAUUCAUAUUGAGUAGCCAUUGGUGACCGCACAGUCCCCAUUCUAGAAAAGGGCACUGGAGAAUUCCUGUGCCCUGAAAUACCCCAAAGAGAUCUAUGGUGCUGAAUAGUUUCUGAUUAUUGAUACACCAAGGUUCUGCUUGCAACACAUGCCUCUAUUGGUUUCCAGAACGUUAAAUGUCUUUCAUGACUUGAUGCAGUCAGUACAUGAUUUUUUUAUAGCAGCCAGCUGCCAUUUUUAAUAUGAAAAUGGGUUCUGUCUGGCUGUUGUCUUGAUUCAGAAAGUGCUAAUGAUUUCUUUAUGUUGCCUGUAAACCAAAACAAUCAUAAAGUUUCAUGCUUCAUGUAAAGAGAGUUUUUAAAAAUAUAUGUUACCUUGCCAUAUGUAUGAUGUCUAAGUAAUGCAUAAUCCGUGUGUGUUCACUGUCUGCAGUUGUGUUGUAUGUCACUGAUAAUGGGUAACAUAUUUUAUAGGGCUGGGACGGGUAACUCGGGUACCCGGGUCGGGUGGGUACUGAGUAGGACCUGGGUACCCACAGGACUACACUUCAGUGUAUGAAUGACCAGAUUGUUUAAUAUAUAUAUCUAAAUACGUUUUGCCAGGGCUAUGCUAAAAAUGUUCUCGGACAUUUUGAGACAUCCUAAUAGGGUGGUGGGUACCCGGGUAGUAAAUUUGGACUCGUCCCAGCCCUAAUAUUUUAGUAUAUAAAGUGUCUAUUUCGGAACAUCCAAAUAUAGGUGAGCUCAGUCGUUUGUUUUACUUUUUAUUUAUUUAAAAUGGUUUUUUAUUUAAUUUUGUGUGUGUGUGGGGGGGGGGGGAACGGAAUUCGCAAUAUUUCAAUAUUAAAACAUGGUAAAAGCCUUCUUUCAAAUUAUAAAAACUGGUUUAUCUAUAAUGAAGCACAACAAAUGUACGAUGCAAAUGGCAUAAAAUAUGGACAAUUAUGGGAUAGUGAUACAAGUUAUGGUUCAGUUCAGUAUAAAAGGUUUGGGAUCGAGGACUCCUGAUUCGGGUCGGUCAGGUGAAGGGGGUGUAACGAUACAUCACCAGUGCACCAGUUUCAUGAGAUGAUGAUACGAUACACAAUAUUUCUUUUCUGUAUUGAUGCAAGACGAUAAACUUGUUAAAAUAAUUACUUGCUACUGGUUUAAUUACACACACAUCCCUAGAGUUUUUGUCAGUGCAAGACAUGUUGUAAUUAGUGUUUCAAAUCCACUGCAGAAAAUAGCGCCUCUGAACAUGUGUCUACAGCUAGCUUUCCUUUGAACCUGCUCUGAACUAUUUACAGUCAAGAAGUUUAUCAUCUUCUCGAGGCAAGUGAGUUAACUGACUAUAAAAGUCCAGUUUCCACCCUUGCCGAACUAGGCUGGUAUUAUGGAGUUACAUUUUGGCUGGGCUAACGAGUCUAUGCAUAGUCCAAUCAAAA
Messenger RNA from Haliotis rufescens (red abalone), 7709 nucleotides. Its product is annotated as isoprenylcysteine alpha-carbonyl methylesterase ICME-like. The transcript has 7 exons. Bases 66 to 1553 code for a protein of 495 amino acids. The record is from RefSeq and is a predicted model, not a curated record. NCBI's taxonomy places the organism in Eukaryota, Metazoa, Mollusca, Gastropoda, Lepetellida, Haliotidae.